Schistocerca gregaria is the source of this 8673-nucleotide messenger RNA. It is a transcript of the gene ewg, whose product is annotated as DNA-binding protein P3A2. NCBI's taxonomy places the organism in Eukaryota, Metazoa, Arthropoda, Insecta, Orthoptera, Acrididae. The record is from RefSeq and is a predicted model, not a curated record. Gene Ontology annotation, molecular function: RNA polymerase II cis-regulatory region sequence-specific DNA binding; DNA-binding transcription factor activity, RNA polymerase II-specific. Gene Ontology annotation, cellular component: nucleus. The transcript is spliced from 10 exons. Gene Ontology annotation, biological process: regulation of transcription by RNA polymerase II. The coding region runs from base 1 to 1743 and encodes 580 amino acids.
AUGGGCCUUCAACUUAUACUUCAGAAAUAUAGUGCUGAUCUGAGAACAUCAAACUCUAACAGAAUAAUAAAAUUUGUCAUACAGUUUAUUGAAGUGUCGGACAUCAAUUUAUGCCCUGUGGGAGUAGCAGCAGCAGCGGCCAUAGUAUCGGCUAAGAAACGCAAACGACCACACUCAUUUGAGACCAAUCCCUCAAUUAGGAAGAGGCAGCAGAAUAGAUUGCUUCGAAAGUUACGGCAAACAAUCGAUGAAUUUGCGACGAGGGUAGGGCAGCAGGCUGUUGUAGUUGUAGCAACGCCUGGCAAGCCCCAAAACAGCUUCAAAGUGUUUGGGGCUAAACCACUAGAAGAUGUGAUGAGGAACAUCCGCACAAUGAUAAUGGAUGAAUUGGAAUCUGCAUUAGCACAACAAGCUCCACCACCCGUCCAGGAAGACCCGUCGCUGUAUGAAUUACCUCCACUUAUCAUCGACGGUAUCCCUACGCCUGUCGAAAAGAUGACUCAAGCACAACUGCGAGCCUUCAUUCCUCUGAUGCUCAAAUAUUCGACAGGGCGUGGGAAACCUGGCUGGGGUCGUGAGUCGACGAGACCUCCUUGGUGGCCCAAGGAACUGCCUUGGGCAAAUGUGCGUAUGGAUGCGCGCACAGAGGAUGAGAAGCAAAAGAUAUCGUGGACACAUGCUCUGCGCCAAAUAGUCAUCAACUGCUACAAGUACCAUGGGAGGGAAGAUCUGCUCCCUGCAUUCAGUGAGGAUGAAGAGGCCAACGGGACUGUGACAGCAGUCGUUUCUGGCAGCUCUUCUAGUAACACUGGCUCAGCAUCACUUGUGGGCACUGCUGCUACCAGUACUGGUACUGCGACCAUUGUGGGAACAGCGAAUAGGAGUUCAGUGUCUGCUGCAACACAGGCAACAGUGACAGCGCAGUAUGCUCCAGCAGUUCUGCAGACAAUUAGCAACGCAGAUGGUACAGUCUCCAUCAUCCAGGUGGACCCAAAUAAUCCUAUCAUCACAUUACCUGAUGGUACAACUGCUCAAGUCCAGAGUGUCACGGCUCUGGCUGAAGUUGGCCCAGGUCAAGGUGAAAAUGUGGCUGUGGACCUUAACAGUGUAACAGAAGCCACUCUUAAUCAGGAUGGCCAGAUCAUUCUUACUGCAGAGGAUGGUCAUGGUUAUCCAGUAUCUGUCUCUGGAAUGAUAACUGUGCCAGUCACUGGAUCGAUGUAUCAAACUGUGGUGGCAAAUCUACAACACCUCCAUCCACAAGGAGAGCCAGGUAGUUUGCAGGGUGAAGACCGUCUGUUCCAGGUGGUGACACCAAUGGUACAGGUACCAAAGGCAGAGCCAGGGGGUGAUGCAUCUGCUGCCACAGAGGUGGAGGCUAUCACAGUAACGCCCCAGCAGUUGCUGGGACCGCACCAGCUAGUUAGUGUCCCUGGUGAACCACAGCUACUGCAGGUUCUGUCUCUGAAAGAGAGCCCACCAACUCCAGGUAAUGCAGCUGUGCACACCCCUCCUCACAGAUCAACUAUGCAGUUACUGUCUCUCAAGGACAGCUCAUCAACUCCAGGUAAUGCACCAGUGCAGACCCCACCUCACAGACCGACCACGCCGGCUGGUAAAAGGUCAGCGGCUGUCGGCCCAGGAGAAUCGUCGGUAGUGGAGGUCAGCAUCGAUGUCAAAGAGGAAGACGCACCUGCGCCGACAUCAGUGUCCGGCACAGGUGGAUCGAGUUCUGAUCAGUGACGACUUACGGCCCCUAGUCAUCUCAAGGCUUUGAGUUGUCGUGGAGUGUAGCUCUUGCAGAGGAUACCUGAAAAUGGGUUACUUCACCAGAACUGGAGAAAUAAUUGAAGACUCCUUUACAUUAGUACCUGUUUUGAGCCUCGUCAAGAGGUGACAGCUCCACUGUCUGUUUCUGUCUCUCUCAGUACCAUAUGUCCAAAAUGCAGGACAAGUUUUGGAGUUUGUAGUUUAUUUUCCAUCUGCUGUAGUUUGUGAGUCCUUUUCGUAGGGUUUGGUUUGGUAUCUUUCUCUUUUGGAAGAGUGACACUACCAACAAGUGUGUGUUCCUCUCACAUGAAGAAAGUCUGUAGCUUUAAACAGAGUGUUUCACUCAAUGUUGCAGUAUCACAUGAGUAUGGUAUUUAAUCUGUAAAACUGUGUUGUUUAUUCAGUCAUCCAGUAACACAUACUCCUACAGAAAAAAAAUUUCAGUGUUUAUUUAAUGUUGCAGUAUUAGUAAAGUGCAACUAUAGUAUUUGAACUUAAAGAUCAGUUAAAAAUUCCGAAGUUAUUGGUACCAUUAUGAUCUGACAGAGGUCAGAGCGCUGUGUUUCCUCCCCUUUGUAAUGAAUACAGAGCUUCAGUUAUUUCAAAACAAAAUCGUCAACAUUACUUCAGCUGUGAGUUGUGGAUGUGAAGUGUUCCUCACUUACACAGUAAGAAAACUACAUCUGUCAUAAAUAAUAUUUUUCUUCAACAUUCAUUUGCAAGAACUAAUAAUCUUAUGCAUACAAAUUAUUUGGUCAAACUUCUGUGAAUAUUAUCUUGCACAGAGAUUGUCAAAAUAUGUGUAUGAAAUCUGUUCGUAGUGAAUUAAAUCAUUCACAUACCAGAUAAAGUUUUUAAUAUUAUUAAGGAGCUAUGGAAGCAGAUCUCCAUGAGCUUUAAUGUUAAAAGAGAAAGAUCACCAUGUAGUUGUUGGUCAUUUUCUGCUGGGAUCAAGUAUAAUCUUACAGUGUCUUUCUCUUUAUUAGCAUUAAAUAUCUUGUGAUAGUUGAAAUAUUUCCCAUGGACCCAGUACAUGAAAUAUUAUUCUUACACAGUAGUGAUUUUUCCUUUACAGCAUUUGUUUACUUUGAUAAACCAUAAAUUGUACAUGAUAUGCUGGGUAAUGUGAGAACUAUAAACAUCUAAUUUCAAAGUCUACAGCCAACCAGGAAUCCACUGCUCACUGCUGUAGUGUUUUGUGGGCCAAAUAAGUUACACUAUAAAACAGUAAUUAUAUUACUUGAUCGUUCAGUCAGGGUUGAGUGUUUUGUUCCCAGAUGUAAAUACUUGUGACAAUUAAUAUUUUAUGCAAGUAUUUUAUUGGAAUUUUCAUUUUUUUUGUACCAUAAAUAUUUGUAAAUAAUGAAAAAUCAAUGGAAAAUCCUUUGCAGUGUUAAUAUUUAUAAAUUUUUACACAGUAUGAUAUAAAUUUGUAUUGUGCUUGUCAUAUCUUAGCUUAAAGCUUUCACUUUUUCUGUAUCUUCUCCAUAUUCACAUUUCAUUGCAAAAACGUGAAACAGUAAAUCAGUGCUGAAACUUAUAAUUGCACAAAUGUCAUCACAACAUUUGUUUUUUUUUUUCCCCUCGUGUUUGCAUGCUGUCGAGUUUGUUCAGGCAUAAGUAGCCUCUUCCGGUAACAGAAUUCAUUACAGUUUUGUCAUGUCAUAAACUGGGCAUCCAGAAAGAAAUUUAAGGUUUUCUCUUGUUUUUAUAUCAACCUGACAUCUGCGUUGGAAUAGUCAUUGCACAUAAUAAAAUCCAACCAGUCUUUAUUCUACUUAUUUCUGGUUUCUAACAGAAAUUGGUAUCAGAAAGCACAUUAUAAUGUUCCCAAGUGCUUCAUUAAGAGCAAAUGCAGGGAAUGAAGUUACCAAAGAAACUUUAUUUUAUGAUACAUUCUAGUAUAAAAUGCUAGUGAUACUUUGUUGAUCUGUUUAUAGUGUACUGUUAUUUUACUUCGUGCUCCACCAAAAGUAGAGGGUAACAGGCAAGUUGCAUGAACUCAUCAGCACUCUGUUGACAUUGUUAAUUUUACCAAUUUUUUUACCAACACACAAUAAGUUUGUGUUACCAAAAUGUUGAUUAAUUGUAAUGAAGUAGUAACUUUUAUCAGUUUUUGCUAGUAAUGUACUGGACUGUUGCAUAUAUUGUUGCCUAAUUGCAGAUAUAACAAUCUUUGACACUUUUAGAAUACUGAGAAUGCUUACUAUCCUGGUCCAGCAUCUAUCUCUCUCUCUCUCUCUCUCUCUCUCUCUCUCUCUCUCUCUCUCUCUCUCUCUCUCUGUGUGUGUGUGUGUGUGUGUGUGUGUGUGUGUGUGUGUGUGUGUGUAUUACAGUAGUAGAGUCACCUUUUAACUUGUGCCUGUUGUCUUUAACACAGUCUAUUUUAGGGAACUAUUUCUAGACAAAUUACUGUAUUAACAGUUGAUUGCAGAGGAAACUAGAAGAACCAUUCACUGUAAAAAUUGUACUGUGGCAUCUGUGUAAUUCUCCAUCAGGCACAUAUCAUUAUGAAGAAUCAGUAUUUUGGGAAAUAUGUUUAAAGAACUUAAAAAUUUGCAUUAUUUUGGCAUAUUUACUGCAACAUAAAUUCUAUAUGUUACUACGCAUCUGGCAUACAUUCAAUGUGAAUAUGUUUGUAGUUCUAGGAGAAGCAUGAUGUUCGCAUGAAAUGUGAUAUUCCUAAUAUGCCAGGCAAUGCAAUGAGAACACAAUAGCUAGAAAAUUGGUAGAAGUGUUAACAGUUCAUGUGACUGUUAAUGUAUUGUAAUAGUGUGUCUGGUAAUUUGAUAUACCUUAAGAGUGUCUUAACAAAAUUUUUAAUAAUACAGUAAUGAUUAUGUUGGACUGAAAUGGACAUUUACUUACCAGUUGAUAAAAUGUGAAAGCAUAGGAAAACUAUCAGACACAAGAGAGGUGAAUAAAAGAUACAUAUCUUGAAUCUCUAAUUUUGAAAAUCUUAGUGACGAGGCAGUUAGUUAAGAGGAGGAGGAGGAGGGGGGAGAUAUACUGUGAUACGAGAGAGUUGGAAAUUACACCUCUGAGCCUCAUUUAGACAGGUCAGAUGGCAUGGAUAUUGACAGAAAUCACUGUGGGCUAUACCAAUAGAAAUUCAAAUUCUACAGUUACUUUUUGCCUAAUUUCCUGCACCUUUCUCUCAGAUUCUGUCUCGGCUUCUUCUGCCUGGCAUAUAAAUUUUCAAAAGCUGGAGAUUCAUUAUCUGUUUUAUCACUUGUGUUUUGUCAGGUUUUCCUCAGCUUUUUUGUUAAGUAUAUGUUCUUCUUUGUCCCACAUAUGUUUGUGUUGUGUUCUGCUUUACUUUUGUGAAUUUUAAUUAUACAGUGACUGGUUCUUGCACUUGACUUGCACAGAAACCACCAUUGGGAUAGUAAUGCCUGCCUUUACUCCCUUAUUUCAGGAUGAACCUAAGAUGUGAGGUGAUCUGUUCUCUGCCAACAAUAUAUGCAGCUUCCAGUAAUGUUCUUCUUUGGCAUAUAAGAAGCUUAAUAUGUGACUGAAAGUGAAUAAAUAAGCAAGUUGCCAGUUGCUCUCGUUUUUGUUUGUAGGAGUUAUUCUUGUUGUUCAGGUAUUUUUAAAAACAGGAGCAAGGGUAAAAUUGAAGAAGUUCCUUUAAAAAGGUAUCAGCUGAAAUUGUGUUACAUACUAUUUUGUUGUUCCAACAAAUAGCGAAAUGUUCUGUUGUCGCACUUUAUUGUGCAGUUCUGUUGUUUUUUUUUAAUUGUGUAAUGUAUAGUUUGUUGUGAGUACCAAAUUAUGUUAUAUACUUUCGUUAAUAUGUGAUUGAUCAGACAAUGUAAAAUAACUAGGAAGUAUUAUUGUACUGGAUGAAGGAGAGGGUGGUAGAAUGUGUUAUGCAUCUACCUAGUCAUGUUUUUCAUUACAAGUGACCUAUGAGAAAUAUAAAGGGUUUUAUGAAGCAGUGAACCUCAGCUCUAUGGUCCAGAGGACCAGUGGGUAUGUCUGAACAGUUCAUGAAAUAAUGCAUUUAGACUGAUGUAUUGCAAGCACGACACUAAAUAGUCAUUUUCCUGUGAUCUUUGUGCCAUAGGAAAUAUUUACAUUUUAUAUUUGUGAGCUUAAAUACAGGGUGUCCUCUCACAUGGAAAAACAGUAAUGAUUUGUGCAGUUGCUGAAAAAUGCAAAACAAUAUAAAAUGUGUUUGGGCUGCUGUUCUAUUUAACAAGCAUGUUGUCCGUGAGUUGCUGUCAAAAGGACCAAUAUGUUUCUGGUCAUUGUUGCUUGUAUUAUGUCUUUUUGGUAUCAAUGAAUAAAAACCAUUUUGCUCCUGGCGCAUUUUGAAAACUUAAUUUGUCAAAAAUGUUGACAGUGUAAUAGUGAUGGUGUGAAAACACUGUGCAAUUAGGCUAUAAUAAAAGAUUUUUUAAUAAAAUUAAUACAUGCAUAUAAUAUUCAGAAACAGAAUGAACAUGUAAGCCUGAUACACUGAGCUUUGAUUGUGUAUUCUGUGCUUGUUGGAAUUCAAUAAAAUAUGUAAUGAUAGUGAGGUUCGCAAACAAAUCAUGAAACGAGUGACAAUGGCAGAAGGAAGCAUCUUCAGCUAUUUUCAAAAUUGGAACUUAGUGUAGUAAACUUAGGUAUUGAGUCAGCUGUCACAUUUUGUGAACAUUGCAUAUUCAGUCUAUGUACCAUAAAUUUAGUCAUACAUGAAAAAAAAGAAAGACUGAAGAAUUGUUACUAAUAGUGUUUAAUAUGAGUGGGCACCCUGCACAAAGGAGUAAAUAAAAUAGAGAAGAGUGUGUGUGUGUGUGUGUGUGUGUGUGUGUGUGUGUGUGUGUGUGUGCGUGUGUGUGUGUGCGUGUGUGUGUGUGCGUGUGUGUGUGUGCGUGUGUGUGUGUGUGUGUGUGUGUGUGUGUGUGUGUGUGUGUGCGUGUGUGUGUGCGUGUGUGUGUGUGCGCGCACGCGCGAACAUGUGCAUGCUUCAGAGUGUGUGAGCGUGCAUGCGUGCGUUUGUACGUCCGGUUGUUGGUGAGGGAUAUUCAGACAUUUAAUUUGGAUAACAUUCAUUCUGAAAGAUCACAUUUUCAUAUUCAAAAGUCUAUUCUUAGCAAUUGUCAUUCCCAUAUCACUUUGUGUCUGGUUGUUUUAAUCAUUGUUAUAUAGAUCACAGAGCCUCUGAUGUAUGUUGUUUAUGUGCUAUUGUUAUGUGAGUAUUAAGAUUUAUUUUCUUCUUCCCACAGAAAUUUCAUUUUAACCAUGAUUGCUUUAGAAAUGAUCAACAAUAGUGUAUUUACUUAUUUAUUUUUCAAAAUGUAUACAGCACAGAAGGAGACACUGAUACAAAUUGCAUCACAUGGGACUUAAGUGUGUUAACAACUUCAAGCCCUCCAAAGAUUUUUACAGUACUCAGCCUUCACACAAAGGAUUUCAUGUUAGUGAAGAGCUUUAUUGCUUUCUCAUAGUUACUUAACUGGCUGCAGAUAACUGCAGUUGCAAAUAAAAGAUCUUUAUUUAGAAAGAUGCUGUCCCCAUAUUCCAUAACUCUGUGGUGUGUAUGAAGUCCUAGGAUGUGAUCUCUCAGGUUUUCUUGGGGCGGUUAAUUAAUUGUGUACGUCCAGUUGUUCUGUCAAGCUGCUGUUUCCAUUUUGAGCACAGUAUUUUAACAAGUAACCCAGCCAUCCUGUUCAGGUGCUGCAAGUUUUGUUAUGUGUACUUGCUGCCUCGGCUCCAUCCAGAUUGUGAACUGGGUUAGUCUCGUGCCAGUAUUUGUAGCAGAGUUUGAUUCCCAAUGCCAACUGUGCCCUUUUGUUUUUCACAGCCUGCACAGAUAUUCCAUGAAAUGCAAAUCCUCUCAGCAUUUCUCGUCUCUGGUGGAUGUGGUGGCCAGCAAGAUCUUAAUAAAUUGUAUGCCAGAUCCCAAGCUAGGUUUAAUUUGAAACUUCAUCCCUGUUUAACAGGUUUUUUAUUGAAAUAUGGAUGUCAGAAAAUGUAAUAAACAAGGCUGGAGACUUCAGUUUAAACAACACUUGUGGUUUGGUUCUCAAUUUGUUAAGAUCUAAGUGGCCUUCACUUCCACCAGAGCUGGAAAACACUGAGAGAAUUUGCAUUUCACAGAAUAUCAGUACAGUCUGAAAAACAAAAGAACUGUACACGGUGUAGUGUGCCUCAGGAAUCAAACUCAGCUACAAAUAGUGGUGCAAGCGAACAAUAAUACAGAGACUGCUAGGAGUCCAGGUAGUGAGUAUGCUCAACAGCAAAACUCUUAGCACCUGGAGAGGAUGGCUGGGUUGGACAUUGAAAUAUUACGCUUAAAAUGGAAACAAAUACUCAGUAGAUCCUGGGGAAACACCAUUAAGUCCCAGGGUGCUGUCCCUACCAUGAUAACUUAUUUGUGUGCGUGUGUUACAAAAGGGAGAGAGGUGGGGAGGGGGGGGGGGGGAGGGUUAAUAAUUAAUGAAUGUUUGUAAGACAUGAAUGAAAUAAGAGGAGCAGAAUGGUCGUUCAGAGCAUCGAAAUACUGUGUUCAGGUACUGAAUGUGAUGUAUUGUGUUUUUACUUGUAUAUUGUGGGCAGUGAGUAGUGGCGAUCAAAGAUGAAUGUUUCAAGUUAGACUGUAAUUCUUGGAAAUCGUGUGACUUGUAAGUUUUUAAUUCAAAACUCUCAGUAAUGAAUAUGUGCAAUUAUUUAAGAAUAAGUGCUGUUUGUGUCUGAAAUUGUAUAAUACAACCUGGCAGUUGCAUGUGUUCAUGCUAUUUGUGUAAAUUACCUAACAGACUUUUUUUUACUAUUGUAGAAAAAAAGCCAUUAUUCUCUUUCUCAGCUACACCAUUGUACGGAAGAAUUUAAUAGUGUAGUAUUUGAUGUUCAACAAUUCUAUAUCAGAUAACUGUGUGUUAAAUAAAUUAAGAAACAAUUUUCAAAAUA